AUGGCUUUGAGGGCAUGCCUCAGACAAAUAUUGGUCACACAGCACAUCAAAAAGGUGUUCAACAACAAAGAUGCCAAGGGGGACAAGGGCAAGUCCAAGGCUCAAGUACCAGAGGUUCCUGGUGAGGACAGCAAUGGUGAUGGGGCUGACAAUGAGGUGAUCAUUGUCAGCUUGGAUGACAUCCAAGUGACAGCUCGACCAAUUCUGCAGUUCUCGAAGAAGAAGGGCAUUGACUUGAUCACCGCAACUCUUACACUGGAGUCUGAAGACAGUCCAUGGUGCAACAUCCCUAUCAACUUCUGUGCUAAAUUAAGGGACUACUCCCUUCAUGAUGCAGAACAUCAUAUUGGAUGUGAAGUAUGGAUCAUCUCAGGUCUGAAUAAGGGAUACAGUGGGAUGCUGCGAUCAGUAGGCCAAACUUCAUGCACAGUUGCAAUCCAUUCCAGCACAAUGACAUUCAAAAAUACUGCAGUCAUCUCCAGCAUCACUCCACCUCUGCCACCAAGCGAAACUCCCUCAGUGGAUCCAGGUCCAAGCAACCCCUGGGUCACCACCCCCAAUGAUGUCAAUGUGCAAUGUUGCAGUGAGCAGGAGCAACAGAGCAUUGACUAUGGAUGCAUGUCCUGGCUCUUUGACAACAACUUCUGUAACUUCAGCAAGUGGCAUGUCUGCUUGAGAGUCAGGCUUGCCUACAAUUGUGGGACCCUGGGCAAAUCAUCUCCUUUUGGAGAAGCAUGGCAUGGCACCUCCUGGGCAUGUGUCAGCCACCAUGACCUCAAGCACUAUGUCACCUUUGUGAGCCAUGUUGAUAUGCCUCUGGACAUGAAAGUGACCAAAUGA
Pisolithus orientalis is the source of this 840-nucleotide messenger RNA. RefSeq lists its product as uncharacterized. NCBI's taxonomy places the organism in Eukaryota, Fungi, Basidiomycota, Agaricomycetes, Boletales, Pisolithaceae. Bases 1 to 840 code for a protein of 279 amino acids. The record is from RefSeq and is a predicted model, not a curated record. The transcript has 8 exons.